Molecule: messenger RNA, 5525 nt
Organism: Pimephales promelas (fathead minnow)
Lineage: Eukaryota; Metazoa; Chordata; Actinopteri; Cypriniformes; Leuciscidae
Gene: axin1
Product: axin 1
Biological process (GO): negative regulation of canonical Wnt signaling pathway; positive regulation of proteasomal ubiquitin-dependent protein catabolic process; cell development
Cellular component (GO): nucleus; beta-catenin destruction complex; plasma membrane
Molecular function (GO): protein kinase binding; identical protein binding; ubiquitin protein ligase binding
Source: RefSeq, a predicted model, not a curated record
CCCCCAUCCGCUCCUGCUGCUGCUGAGGCCGAGACAUGAAUGCGAUGAAUGUGGGGCUCACUUCAAAGCAGAUCGCGAGGGCAGCGAAAGGGGUGUUGUAAUGUCGUCAGCGAAGGAAAAACGCAGCGCGAGCGAACGCUAUCCCUUUUUAGAUGGCCGUUUCCCCCCCGUGCAUAAGUGGGAUAAUCGUAUAUAUUGACGUUUUUAGUGAUUAAAGAUGGCUAGCGGUGACAACGUGUUCUCACACUAGUUGAGUCUGAACCGUUGAGUGGAUCAGCAGAACAAGCUCACUAGAAAUGUCGGCUCGUGCACUCAAAGAUGGUGAAAGUGUUUUUUACCGUCUAUGCUCACUUGUUCGGGAAGGUCUCGCGCCGCACGUACUUCCUAUCCUCGCGCGUUACGUUCUUUGAUGCGGUGGAUGUUCGCCGUAUUUAUGUUUUUAAGUACUCAUAGCUUGUUUUGAUGCUAGCUAGUUAGUAGCCUCUUUCAUUUUACACCCGGCGGUGUUUACCGGGGCUUUGUUUUCAAAUAACAGCGUUUGUGUGCGUAAAAUGUUUAUAAAUUCGCGUCUUGUGCUGGAUUAGCCUGCUAGCUCAUCGCCAUUAAAGUUCGCGCUGUUAAAGUUAUUGACUAGGGAAGCUCAAGGUUUCUCUCCUCCUUAGCUGGCUUCAUCAAGCACAUCAGACGAAAUGUAGCUGGCAGGCAGUCACAGGUUUUAAGGUCGGAACUUGAAAGUGUUGGAUUUAUGGUUGGUGUCAUAAAUCGUGUCACAGGAGGAAUUCUUUUACAGUGGCAUUAAUAGAAGUCUGGAUAUAAACUUUCUGCCUUGCGGGCUGUACUGGGACAGGGUGCAGGGACACUAUGAGCAUGAGCGUAAACGAGAACUCGUGUUAUCUAGCAGACCCGGGCAGCAGCUUCACUGAGGAUGCCCCCAGACCCCCGGUCCCCGGGGAGGAGGGCGAUCUGGUGUCCGGCGAUGGACGGCCACAGUACAGCCACAGUUUUUACUCGUCCAAGAGCGAGAGCCUCAAGAACGAGGCCCCCAUAGCUACGCCCAGAAGACCCGACCUGGAUCUGGGCUACGAGCCAGAGGGUAGCGCUUCCCCGACGCCGCCCUACCUGAAGUGGGCCGAGUCCUUGCACUCGCUCUUGGACGACCAAGACGGCAUCCACCUGUUCAGGACUUUCCUCAAGCAGGAGGAGUGCGCCGACAUGCUGGACUUCUGGUUCGCCUGCAGCGGCUUCCGCAAGCAGGAGAACAACGAGGGCAACGAGAAGAUGCUGAAGCUCGCGAAAGCCAUUUACAAAAAGUACAUCCUGGACAACAACGGGAUCGUGUCGAGGCAGAUCAAACCGGCCACCAAGAGCUUCAUCAAAGACUGCGUGAUGAAGCUUCACAUCGAUCCCGCCAUGUUCGACCAGGCUCAGACCGAAAUCCAGACCAUGAUGGAGGAAAACACCUACCCUUUGUUUUUGAAGUCCGACAUAUACUUGGAAUACACCAGGACGGGCGGGGAGAGCCCCAAGCUGUUCAGUGACCAGAGCUCGGCGUCAGGGAAUGGCAAAAUCCUGCCGGGCUACUUGCCGACUGUGAAAGAAGACGAGGAAUGGAGGUGCGACCAGGAGCAGGAGCAGAACUCCGAAAGCGACCCCACUCCCAGCAACAGGCUGACCCAGAAGCUGCUCAUGGAAACCGUGCCUCAGCGGGUGGCCAACAGUAAAAGAUAUCAGGACAACCGUGAGUACAGACACGCGUCAUGGAGGGAGCCAGUCAAUCCGUACUACGUGAACACCGGCUAUGCGCUGGCUCCUGCCACCAGUGCCAAUGACAGCGAGCAGCAGAGCAUGUCCAGCGACGCAGACACUCUCUCCCUGACCGACAGCAGUGUAGAUGGGGUCCCACCUUAUAGGUAUCGUAAACCGCAUCGACGUGAGAUACACGAAAGUGCCAAAGUUAAUGGGCGAGUGCCACUACCUCAUAUUCCUCGCACUAACCGGAUACCAAAGGAUAUUCACGUUGAGCCGGAGAAGUUUGCGGCGGAGCUGAUCAGCAGGUUGGAGGGGGUGCUGAGGGAACGCGAGGCACAAGAAAAGCUGGAGGAGCGGCUCAAGAGGGUUCGACUGGAGGAAGAAGGCGACGAUGCAGACGUCUCCACCGCUCCCUCCCUGGCCAAUCACAGGGUUCCUCCUGCGGUCCACAUGCAACAUUAUGGCGGUCGCUACUCUGAAACGAGCUACAACGGGCUGCAGCUACGCGAUGCUCACGAGGAAAACCCAGAGAGCAUCCUGGAUGAACAUGUGCAGCGUGUCAUGAAAACCCCCGGCUGUCAAUCUCCAGGCACGGGCCGCCACUCUCCAAAGUCCCGCUCCCCAGACGGGCUGCCGGCGGGCAAGAUUCCCGGGCUUUUAAUGCCACUGUCUGGUGGCCAAGGCAAGCACCAGGCUCGGCUAGGCCCGAAGGGUGAGGCGGCGCACCUGCACCAUCACAAACACGUUUACCACACACACUAUGCCGCGGGGGGAAAGCCCAAAGAACAGGUGGAGGCGGAAGCCACGAAGAUACACGGGAGCUUACCCUGGAACAUGGAGCAACACCACUAUGGACCCAAGUCACGCAACUAUGCAGAUGGCAUGAGCGUCGGUCCCAACGGCAUGGACCCCAUGGGUUACGGCAGUAAAGGCAGCACUCUGUCAAAGCGGCCGGUCAGAAAAGGGGAAGAUGGCCGUAACUAUGAGAUGCGAGAGCCCUUGCCCCUGGAUGAAAUGGAGAGGAACCAGAAGAUACUGCAGUGGAUGAUGGAGGGUGAGAAGGAGGCUGUACGCUAUAAGAGGAGCCCUUACGGCAGCAUCUCAGGCUCCAAGAAAGCUCCGAGUCACGAGGUGUCGAGGCCCAGUUCGGUGGAGCGGCCGGGGGCUGUGCACCCUUGGGUGACCGCUCAGCUCCGCAACAGUGUGCAGCCCUCCCAUCCCUUCAUCCAGGACCCAACCAUGCCCCCCAACCCAGCCCCCAACCCCCUCACACAGUUGGAAGAGGCCCGCAGGCGGCUUGAGGAAGAGAGGAGGAAGUCUGGAACGCUGCAGGCCAAGCAGAGGUAUGUGAUGGAGGUGAUCCAGAGGGGUCGCACCGCUGUCAGGCCCGCUCUGUUUCCCACGCUCAGUGUGGUGCCCGCCGUCUCCGACACGGAGCUCUCCGAGUCAGAGCAUAAGAAUACGAAGAAGCAGCCCUGUGAGAACAUCACCGUGGCCUAUUACUUCUGCGGGGAGCCCAUCCCGUACAGGACGUCCGUCAAAGGGAGGAUUGUCACUCUGGGACAGUUCAAGGAGCUGCUUACCAAGAAAGGGAGCUACAGGUAUUAUUUCAAGAAAGUGAGCGACGAGUUCGACUGCGGAGUGGUGUUCGAGGAGGUGCGGGAAGACGACGCCAUCCUGCCCAUCUUCGAGGAGAAGAUCAUCGGGAAAGUCGAGAAGAUCGACUGAGACGGGAAGAGAGGGAAUGGGUCUGCAGAGGAGCAGCAGCAGCAUGUGGAGAACGAGAGGGAGCUGCGAGCAGGUGCUGAGAUUGGUACAGCGAACGUGGACGUGCGGGCGAGCGAGAGGUGCAGAAACGGGGAAGGUUGCUGUGGAAAGUACACUAUUCACUCCGAGGCUUCUACCUCUGCACAAACGGCUUUCAAAGUCAAGUCAAACAGCUGCUCAGUGCUCAAGAUCACUGCGUUGUGCACAGCGAGCCCUUGGACUCACAGAGACGAAAGCGCGAGGCAGCGUUCUCUCACUUUUUGCUAUAUUUCUAACUCUGAAAAAUGUAAUGUAGCAAUGUAAAGUUAGCCUAGAGAAAAAGUACUAUGAGAAUAUGUUUACUAAAGCUGCAUAUUUUUGAUAUGACGUAUCAGAAGGAACAUAUCCUUUCUAAUUUAACAACUCUUGUAAUUUUAUAUGUACUGGUACCAGAUAUGUACAGACUGUCUGUUUAAAAAGGAAAAAGAGAAAGUUUUAUAUCUAUUUAAAUAUUUAAAAAAAGGAAGAAAAAAAAAGAGAAAUCGGUUCAACCCAUAUCAACCUGACCCCCGAAACGGUGGUAGAUUUCACGAAGCUGCGGUCACAGAGGCUGUUCGAGGAGAGGAAAUCAUAACCCACGCUUUCCCAAGUGCUUUUAACUCCUAAAACCGGUUUGUAAUCAGUCCACAUCAGUGAGGGAGGAGUCACUUUUCACGGCAUUAUGCAUUGAUGUCAAGGGAGAAUCGCUUCAAGCGAAAGUCCAAUACGACUAUGCCUUCACACGAUGUCAUGACAUGCAUAAUGCGUAAUCCCUCUUCUCUUCUCUUCACGCACACCAUGUUUUUGAGUGGAACAACUGUAGGCCUGUAGUUUAUAUCCAAAAUCUGUAAGGUUGCUUUCCAGGUGCUCGCUCGAGCGUGUAAGACCCACAGCGGCACUGACGCCUGUUUAUGAGCAGGAGAAUGUGAGACUUGAGGAAGAAGAGGACACGAAGUUCUGGUCGUCCUGGGGUCCAUCGUCUACCGAGUGCCAUUGGACAAUGUAAUGAUCAUGUUUACACUUACCUUAAUGUAUUACAGAACAAGAAACGAAUAAAGAAUUGUAGCCUUUUCAGUUCAACUCGGCUAAAUGCGGUGCCUGGCGAGAAUGGUUUUUAAAAAAUGUAGUUUUAGCCUAACGUGGUCUGCCUUGAGAUCAUGAAACACCAAAGAGAACAAUCUAUCACAGGAGCCGGUUGAAAUCCGUUUGCGUUGUUUCGGCGACGAAAAUGAAGCUCCUCCAUAGAGUUUUCAGGCUGCGUGUCGUAACGAAACGUGUAGUAACCGCUAGGGAAGUGGUGCUGUAACGUUAGAAUGUUUGAUUUGUUGUUCUGGCAUCCCAUCUUAAUGCUAGUUUUUAAAUUUUAAAUUCCCGGUGUAGUUUGAUUUUUAAGUUGCCGUUGUCGUCGAUGUUUUUUUUUUUCAGUGAUGUGUUUUUUUAGUUGUUGUUUUUUUACCUUCAUUCAAUUGGAAUUAUUUUGGUUCUCCAUCAACUUGAACAAUAUGGGUACUUGAUGCAAAAUAUGGAACAUUUCUCAUGUUUGUUUUGACUCAUUUUAAUUACGGUGUAAUUAUCAACUUGGAUGUAAAGAGUUAACUACUGUGAAUAGCUUGGAUGUGAGCUCUUCUCAUGAUGGAUGACCUGUACAUAGACGUCACAGAGUGCCUUUCUCACCAUUCUCAUCUCUGAUCCACUGUUUGUUCUCCUCACUCCAUGUGUCCAGUACCAGGGACUUGCAUUAUGUUUUUAAGUUUCUUAAGAGUUUUUGUUUUUGUUAGAUUCCUAUGCGAAGAGCAUCAACACACUUAAAGUCUUUCGAUGUAAAUAUGUACAUUUUUUUUUUUGUUUGUUUUUUUGUUUUUUAAUGCGUCUUCAACUACAACCAGCAACCCAAUUUGGAUAUUUAGUGCCCUGGUUCUGCUUAAGUGUGCCGAGUUGUACAGUUAUCAUUUUAUGGUACUUUGGACAAUAAAGAUAUGUAAUAAACGAAA